Messenger RNA from Oppiella nova, 1646 nucleotides. The record is from the annotation of a GenBank genome assembly. NCBI's taxonomy places the organism in Eukaryota, Metazoa, Arthropoda, Arachnida, Sarcoptiformes, Oppiidae.
UAAAAGGCGACAACAGAGAGACAACCAAUUUAAUUGAAUUAUAUUCACCACAAUCACAGACAAUAACAAUGUUUAUGAGGAUAUUUGUAUUGAGUGCGGCUCUAGUAGUGAGCUGUCGGGCGGACUGGCAGUUGGUUUGGUCGGACGAAUUCAAUGGGAGCGGAGCCCCCAGUGCUGGGGAGUGGCACUACGAAACCGGUGGCAGCGGUUGGGGUAAUAACGAGUUGGAGUACUACACCAAUGGAGACACUAAUAAUGUCCGUCAAGAGGGCGGACAUCUCGUGAUUAAUGCCAAAGUGCACGAACAGGGCGGCAAACACUUCACGUCCACCCGAAUGCUAUCGAACAAGGCGUGGACUUACGGCAAGUUUGAGGCCAGAGCUAAACUACCAAAAGGCAAACACUUAUGGCCCGCCAUAUGGAUGAUGCCUCAGAACAGUGUCUACGGGCCCUGGGCAGCGAGCGGCGAGAUCGACAUAAUGGAGGCUCGGGGACAGAAACCUAACGUAGUCCAGGGAACCAUUCAUUACGGCGGCAGCGCACCCAACAAUGUAUGGUCCGGCAGUGGAGAGAAGACCUAUGGUUUCGACUUUACCGCCGACUUUCACACAUUCACUCUCGAGUGGAAUCAGCAAACAAUCAAAUGGUCCAUCGAUGGCAACGAAUACCACUCCGAAAACAUCAAUAGGAAUAUGUGGUCCCAUAAGGGCACCAACCCUUACAACCACAACGUAGCCCCCUUUGAUCAGGCCUUCCACUGGAUCCUAAACAUAGCGGUCGGCGGAAACUUCUUCCCGGAGGGCCAGUACGGCCCUCAGGUCACCCCCGCUGAGGCCCAACACUGGGAGAAGCCUACCAUGGAAAUCGAUUACCUCCGGGGGAACUGGCAGUUGGUUUGGUCGGACGAGUUUAAUGUCGAUGGUAAUGACUCGGAAUGGAAGUACUCUUCAGGAGCGUGGACAACAAAUAAUGAACUGCAAUACUAUGCCUCUAAACGCAAGGAGAACACACGGGUAGAGAAGGGACACCUCAUUAUUGAGGCCAAAGCCGAGGAGAAGGACGGCCGACACUUCACGUCCGCACGGCUCACCUCAAAGAAGGCCUGGACUUAUGGCAAGUUUGAGUGCAGGGCUCGCCUACCGAAAGGCAAACACUUAUGGCCAGCCAUUUGGCUCAUGCCUCAGAAUAACGAGUUUGGCAAAUGGGCGGCCAGCGGUGAGAUAGAUAUCAUGGAGUACAGGGGUCAGCGCACGGACACUAUAGCCGGAGCCAUUCACUACGGAGGAGUGGCACCCGACACGGUGUCCAAAGGGACUAAAGAUAGGAAGUUUAGCACUGAUUUCAGUGCAACGUUUCAUACAUUUGGUCUCACGUGGGAUAAGAAUGAUAUCAAAUGGUUUUUAGAUGGAAAAGAAUUUCACACCGAAAAUAUAAACAGGGACAUGUGGUCUGGAAAGGGUACCAAUCCUUAUAAACAUAAGGGUGAGCCGUACAAUAAGGACUUCCAUUGGAUACUGAAUAUAGCGGUGGGCGGGAAGUUUUUUCCCGAAAAAGUUUUUGGCCCUCAGGUGACCGCCGGGGAGGCCACCAAAUGGGAGAAGCCUACGAUGGAAGUGGAUUGGCUGCGAGUGUAUCAACAGAAAUAA